AUGAGCGGUGUGGUCACCAAGUCGUCGCCCGUGGUGGUCGCCCCGUCGGCGCCGGGGAUGCCGACCGGCGACGUUCAGCUCUCGAGGUUCGACAAGGUUGCUGGGUGCGCGCCAGUCUCGUCGAUCCUGGUGUUCGACAAGCCAAUCGACGAUCCUGCGGACACCAUCAUGAGAGCGCUCUCCCGAGCACUAGUCCACUACCCUCCCAUCUCUGGUCGCCUCGCCGCUGGAGCUGAGGGCGGCGAGGUCAUCGCAUGCACCGGAGAGGGCCAGGGCGUGCUGUUCGUGAGUGCGUCGGCAAGCUGCGCCGUUGACGGCGUGCUGCCCCCGGCGCUACUGAAGGACCUCUUCGUCCAAUACCCCCAGGAGUUGUGCUGCCGCCACGCCGACCCGUUGCUGCUGAUGCAGGUGACGGAGUUCUCGUGCGGCGGGUUCGCCGUCGGCGUUUCAUGGAACCACGCCUUGGCCGACGGGGCGGGGAUGGGGCAGUUCCUGCAGGCCGUCGCAGAGCUCGCCCGUGGCAUGUCAGCACCGUCCAUUGCUCCAGUCAGGUCGGAUGGCUUAGUCCUGGCAGCCCACCCUCGAGGAAUGGCUGCCGCGGACUUCGCCUCGGCGGAACUGACAAGGGAUCUGGCCUACGUAGACUUAACUAUCCCCGAAAGCUUCAUCAGUCGCGUCAAGGCGGAGGUGAGCGCCGGCCUCGGCGAGCCAUGCACGGUGUUCGAGGCCGUCGUCGCUGUACUUUGGCGGUGCCGCGCCCGGGCGGUUAUCUCCGACGUCGACCCUGAGCGCCCCGCGUCGCUCGUUUUCGGAUGCAACGUGCGCGGCCCCGUUGGCGCUCCCGGGGGCUACUACGGGAACUGCCUCGUCGCGGAGUCAGUCGUAGCGGCGGUGGCGAACGGCGACAUCAAGGACAUCGUGAAGCUCAUCAAGAUCGCCAAGCAGAAGAUACAUGACAAUAUCAGGAGCGGCGACGUGGUCGACCCAGUAGUGCGGCAGCCGCUUGGAUACAGCACGCUCCUCGUGUCAAGCUGGCGGAACCUUGGGCUCGAAGCGCCAGAUUUUGGCGGUGGAACGCCUGCCCGGGUAGUUUGGUAUGUGCCGCAGGUGUUCAUGCCUGUCUUGAUCAUCUGUCCGCCGUGCAAAGGGCAUAACGGGGUCAACGUUUCGGGAUACAUUGUGAAGAAGGGGCAUGUCGAUGCUUUCCUGCACGAGUUGGCGACCAUGUCACUGAAUCCUGGUUGUGGACAUGGCCAGUAA
Messenger RNA from Lolium rigidum, 1260 nucleotides. RefSeq names its product acyl transferase 15-like. The record is from RefSeq and is a predicted model, not a curated record. Bases 1 to 1260 code for a protein of 419 amino acids. The transcript has a single exon. Lineage: Eukaryota; Viridiplantae; Streptophyta; Magnoliopsida; Poales; Poaceae.